This is a messenger RNA of Amoebophrya sp. A25, 1579 nucleotides long. Lineage: Eukaryota; Dinophyceae; Syndiniales; Amoebophryaceae. The record is from the annotation of a GenBank genome assembly.
CCGAAGUAUUCCUUGGAAUUAUAGGCCAAAACGGAAACAGAUGUACGCUUAGAGAAGCAGAAAAUACAAGAGUGAGAGUUUCAUCAGACGAGGUUCCAUAAGUAGUUGCCCCGGACGCUCAUGUCCGCGUCGACCUCGCUCUCGCAGGUCAAAUGUCUUGCACGGUCAAGGGUCCCUGUGCUAUCCUACUGCGACUGGGUUGAGCAUGUGCGAGGGUUGGGGAUAAAGACGUCAACAGAGUAUGCUCUCUGGGCGACGACACGCGAGCGUGGGCGGGAGGUGCCAUCACGUCCUGACAUCGCCUACAAGGCAACCGGGGAGUGGAGGUCCUGGCGGACGGCCUUAGGAGGCGCACGUGAGCCGAAUGCCGGCAGAAUAAUGAAUGAGCGGGCUUGUUGCUGGGUUCUCGACGUGGCUGCAAAAGCUGCCCCGGACUUAGAAUUUCAACGGGCUGUAGCGCAGUCGGCACCGAAUUUGUUUGUGCGACGACGCGGAAGCGGUGACCGCGGAUGGGCAGCGCUACAUCUGAAAUCGACUGGAGCACCGCACCACGAAAAAUACAGCGGGGCACGCAAAAGCGUGUAUCGCUAUGCCUGCGUGCUCCGGUCAUCCGAGGUCGGCAAAGUACUCGUUUGCCCAUCGGAGCAGAAAUUGCGCGUCUGCACGACAGAAGAACUAGUGGCGACUGAUAGAAGUUCUUCGAUGUACAUUACACAGGUGCGAGUCGACUUCGAUGAUGAUUCACGGUACAGAGUCGAUAGCGUAUAUUUUGACUCCUUUGCGCGACUUGAGAGGUUGUUGGCUACGGGUGUUUUACCGAAACGAUCUAUCGCCGCAUGGGGAGACUUCCAGGAAAAUAUCGCUCAUCAUUGCGGUUCUCGACAAGUUGGUAAUGUGAACACUCAUCGGCGACUGAGUGCAGCAGCGGGAAGCUUGUUGUACGAGCCGCUGGGGCUACAAGCAUCUGGUCUCGAGACACUGGGUCGGGUUCACAAUGUGUCUUUAAGUGGCUUGCGGUGCUUGCAAAGGGUUGCGAGGUGUCCAGCUACUAGUGUUCCUGGUGAGAGACGCUGCCACGGGAAGCUCUCACGUCGGCCGAAGUCUUCGGUGUAUACAGGACCACAGGAUGAGGUCGCUCUCGAUGCAAACGAUGAAGUAGAUUUCGUCACUUUUCUGCUUCCACCACGAGACGAUACGAUUGAUCGAUUGGAAGGAGCAUUCAUUUUUCCGAAAAUGUUUCUUCUUGAACAGGGAUAUAUCGGAGACAAGGAGAAAGGGAUCGAAGGCCAAAAAACAAUCACGAUGUACCCACCAGGGGCGCCGCGGGCUGCGGACAAAGGCGCCUUUGCCCAUGCACAGCAGCCGUUUUUCAUAGAUUUGGCUGGGAAGCAGGAAGCCGAUGCUUCUGACAUAGAAAAGUUGCACAGAAUAUUUAGUACACAAAGUAGAUGAAGAAAUGUUACAAUUCGACUUCGAAGAAAAAGCUGAGAAAGGUGAUGAUGUACUGAUGCUGCUAUGAACAUAGCCGGGUGUUCCGACGUGUGUCUAUGUAUUUACUGCAAAGAAAUCUUGAAGGCGG